AUGGCGGAGCCGGCCCUCCUCGCGCUGGACCCCUUCGCGGACCUCCCCUUCCCCGAAUUUCAGGCGCCCGUCGACGGCGAAAGCUUCGCGUUCGAGGACUUCGAUCUGGAGGAUCUGGACCUGGACGUCGACUUCGACCUCGACCUCUUCGCGUCGGACGGGCAACUCUCCCAGCCGCCGCCGCUCGCGACCUCGUCCUCCUCGGCUGGGUCUCCGGAGCGGGGGUCAUCCUCUUCCGGCGCCGGCAGGGACGGCGGCGGGCUGAGGAACGAGGAGUCCUCGGAGUCGUCUUCGAGGAGCGCGAGCGGCACUGAUGGCAUCGGCAAGGGGAAGGGGGAGGAGGACGAAGCGAAGCGCCGCGCGCGGCUGGUACGCAACCGCGAGAGUGCGCACCUGUCGCGGCAGAGGAAGAAGCAGUACGUGGAGGAGCUGGAGGGUAAGGUGAAGGCCAUGCAGGCCACCAUCGCUGACCUCUCCGUCAGGAUCUCCUGCGUCACUGCCGAGAACGCCGCUCUCAAGCAGCAGCUGGGUGGCGCUGCUGGAGCCGCGCCCCCGCUGCCGAUGCCGAUGUACCCCGCGAUGUAUCCUUUGCCGAUGCCGUGGAUGCACCCGGCGUAUCCCAUGCGUGGAUCACAGGUACCGCUGGUGCCAAUUCCUCGUCUGAAACCCCAGCAGCCUGCACCUGCUGUAGCAGAGCCACCGGCCAAGAAGGCUAGGAAGACCAAGAAGGUUGCAAGUAUUAGCUUCCUGGGGUUGCUUUGCCUUGUGAUGCUUUGUGGGUGUUUGAUUCCUGCAGUAAAUCGGAUGUAUGACUCUGUUGAUGCUGGAGAAGGUGCUGCAUUCCGUCCACCUCAUCAUGGGAGGGUGCUGGCUGUUGAGGGGCCUCAUGAUAAUGUCUCGGAUGGUAUCGAUCCAAAGCCGCCACAGAGUGCCAGUGAGACGCUUCCAGCGCUGUUGUAUCUACCGAAGAAUGGGAAACAUGUCAAGAUUAAUGGGAAUCUUGUUAUUAAGUCGAUUGUUGCUAGUGAGAAAGCUUCAUUGCGGUUGUCUGGCUAUGAUGGGAAGAGUCCUCAAAACCAAAAGAAGGAAGAGACUAGCUUGGCAAUUCCUGGCUAUGUGACUCCAUUGGAAGCAGGAGAGGUUAUGGAAUCAACCAAAGGAAUGAUGAAACAUGAACUGAUGGCUUUGGCUCCUGCAGAUGGAAACGUGUAUAGGGAGGAGGAUGGAUUGCUGCCACAGUGGUUUAGUGAAGCAAUGUCUGGCCCCUUGCUGAGCUCAGGAAUGUGCACUGAAGUUUUCCAGUUUGAUGCAUCUCCAUCAUCUGCUCAUUCAAAUGGCAUCAUUCCUGUCUACUCCAAUGCCAUGUCAAACUCGUCACAGAAUUUUACUCAAAAUCUUCCCUCUGCUCAUCCUCACACGGUGAAGAACAGAAGGAUUUCAUACUCUGAGGCCAUUCCUUUAAGAGGUUCAACAUCCAACGACACCGAGCACCUCAAAACACCACCGAAGAAUGAGAGCUUUGGCAGUACGAAGCCUGUUUCAUCGGUGGUCGUCUCAGUGCUGGCUGAUCCCAGAGAGGCUGGCGACGGGGAUGGUGAGGGAAGGAUCUCUUCAAAAUCGUUGUCCCGGAUCUUCGUUGUCGUUCUUAUAGAUAGUGUUAAGUAUGUUACUUACUCUUGUGUCCUGCCGUUCAAAAGCCAUAGCCCUCACCUUUAG
Miscanthus lutarioriparius is the source of this 1716-nucleotide messenger RNA. Lineage: Eukaryota; Viridiplantae; Streptophyta; Magnoliopsida; Poales; Poaceae. The record is from the annotation of a GenBank genome assembly.